Messenger RNA from Myxozyma melibiosi, 327 nucleotides. RefSeq lists its product as uncharacterized. Bases 1 to 327 code for a protein of 108 amino acids. Lineage: Eukaryota; Fungi; Ascomycota; Lipomycetes; Lipomycetales; Lipomycetaceae. The transcript has a single exon. Gene Ontology annotation, biological process: regulation of transcription by RNA polymerase II. Gene Ontology annotation, molecular function: RNA polymerase II cis-regulatory region sequence-specific DNA binding; DNA-binding transcription factor activity, RNA polymerase II-specific. The record is from RefSeq and is a predicted model, not a curated record.
AUGUCUCCGACCUCGUCGCAGUCCUCUUCCUCCUUCUCUUCCCCCACAAGCCUCACUUCAGCAUUACUAAAGGACCGCUCGAUCUCGAUCUCCUCGUCAGCAGACAAGCCCCACAAGUGCGAGAAAUGCCCCAAGCGCUUCAAGCGCCUCGAGCAUCUUCGUCGCCACUGCCGCACCCACACUGACGAGCGCCCGUUCAUCUGCGACGUCGACUCAUGCCGACGGAAGUUCUCGCGAAGCGAUAACCUCCGCGCUCACCGACGCACGCACAUGAAGCGCGGCGGCCGCAACGAUUACAUCGAGGGCCUUGGUGAUCUCGGCAACUGA